GUCGUCGACCGUUCCGCCGGCGAUGAAAUUAAAGAGCAUCAGUUCUUAUUCUGUGUUCAAGUAUGAAGACCAUCGAUGAUUGGAAGCUGACAGUUUAUCUCGUGGGUCUGUCUAUCAUCACUUCGCAUUUCGUCUACGCACAUGAAAUUCCAAGACAUGACAAGUAUUGGAAGAAUAGAUUACACAGAAACCAAAACUUUCAUUUAAAUCAAAGAUUUCCUCAAUUAACUAGUCGUCAUAAUUAUCAGGAAGACAAUUGGAAGUUGAUUAAUGAUCAAAAUUUUAAUAAAAAUGACCAGUUUGAUUCUAGACAUGUAUACAAUAAGGCUUUUCCUACAAAAGUGCCUCUUGAUAGAAGUGAAAAAUGCCCAGUUUCAAUAGUAAAUUGUAAAAGAAAUACAAAUGGUAGACAAGAACAAAAACAAGAUGAAUUAGAUUUUGAACAAAACAGAAGAAAAAAUGCUGAAAUAAUAUCUGAUUGGAAUUAUUCAGAUCUGAAAAAAACUAAUCAUUGGAAAAAUUUACAUAAAUACCAGCCAGAUAAAAUAUAUCACCAAAAAAAUCCAACUUUAGAAGCAAUUCUUGUAGUUCAGGAGGAAGAAAAUCCAUUAAGAGAAGAAAAAAUUACAUCAUCUACUAGAAGUGCACCACAUCACAACGAAAGAAUAAAACAAAUAUUGUCUCAAAAUAAUUAUGAUCCUUUAAGAAUGGAAGCUACUGCUGGAUCUCCUCAUUUUGCCGAAUCAAGAGAUUAUUCAUCUGUACGAAAUGGAUUUAUUCCCGUAUCAGGACCAUUUGGAAAUUCAGAGCAUUAUAAUCCAAGAAGUAGACAGAGCUAUUUAUCCAAAUUGGAAUCUCAAAUUUCUCAAGAAUAUGUAAUUCGUAAUUAUCCCACUCAAUCCAGAAUGGAAAAAUCAUAUCACAAGAAUAAAGCUGGUAGAGUGGCAUUGGGAAGUGGAAAUUUUGAAAUUUUACGUGGAGGUACAUUCCCUGAAGGAGAUGAUUUCACAUAUCCACACCAGCAAAUGAGUGAUGCUUUAUUUGAGAGAGAUAUCUAUCAUAAUCCAAUAUUAGGAUUUCAAGGAUUUAAUCAUUUUAAUUCUCCUCUUCAGGGUUCUCUAUCUAACAAUGUUCAUGUUUCAUUAUCUCCAGGGGAUUCUGGAAAUUCUCCUAAUCACUUCUUUCCUACUUCCAUUAAUCUUCAAGCAAUAUCAUAAUGAUGAAAAAUCUCCUACUUACAAGAAGUUUGACAACUCUUCAAAGAAAAUAUUUAAUGGCUGCAUUCAGCAGACUGAACAGUUCUAAGCUGUUGAGUAUUUUUCUGCUGAAUUCCCUCUACAGUAGUGCUGUUUCAGAACAUGUUUGGUGUUUUGACAUCACAUUCAGUAGUGUCUUUCAUUCAUGCUACCUAUUGCUAGCUGAAACUGACUAAUGAUAGCUGCUUCCUGUUCCAGCACAUAUGUCACUCAUCAUUCAGCAGAUGCAACUACAUAACAGCUACCGAUUGAAACACCUUUGCUCAAUUACAGUUGUUGACUCUGAUGAAUGCAGCCAAUAUGUUACAAGUUAAUAUGUAAUAUUUACUGUACUUGAAUCCAUUAUUGUUAUACUUUUAAUCAGUUUGUAAUAUAACUUGUGUAUAUAAAAAAAUU
This is a messenger RNA of Centruroides sculpturatus (bark scorpion), 1652 nucleotides long. RefSeq lists its product as uncharacterized. Bases 63 to 1217 code for a protein of 384 amino acids. The transcript is spliced from 2 exons. The record is from RefSeq and is a predicted model, not a curated record. Lineage: Eukaryota; Metazoa; Arthropoda; Arachnida; Scorpiones; Buthidae.